AUGCCACCCAAGAACAAGAAAAAAGAAGUUGUCCAGGACGAGCGAUUCCAAGCGAUUGUGCUCACGGACCUGUUUGAAACCCGCUUUCUGCCUCUCACGGCGCGCACGCCCCGCUGUCUUCUUCCCUUGGCCAACGUGCCUUUGAUCGAGUACACCUUGGCGUUUUUGGCCAAAACAGGCGUCAACGAGGUGUACCUCAUGUGCUCGGCGCAUGCCGACCAGAUCCAGCAGUACAUUGAGCAGCUGAAGUGGGCACGCAACUCGGCGUUUGCCGUUUCCACCAUCAACAGCGCCGAGUCGCGGUCAGUGGGAGAUGCCAUGCGAGACUUGGACAAUCGAGGAAUCGUUUCGGGCGACUUUCUUCUCGUCAGCGGCGACGUGGUCACCAACGUCGACUUUGCGCGGGCGUUGCAGUUCCACCGCGGCAAGCGGGCGGCGGACAAGGACCACAUUGUGACCAUGGUGCUUUCUGCGGCCAGCCCAAACCACCGCACGCGGUCGCAGGUGGACCCAGCCGUGUUUGUGUUGGACAAGGCGAGCCACCGGUGCCACUACUACGAGGACAUUGCGCCGCGCAACGCUCCAGGAGGCAGCGUGGCCAUCGAGCCAGAGCUUUUGGAGAAUAUGGCGGGCGAGCUCGAGGUGCGCAACGACUUGAUCGACUGCCACAUUGACAUCUGCCUGCCGCACGUGCCGCAGAUCUUCCAGGAGAACUUUGACUACCAGAGUCUCCGUGGCGACUUUGUGCGCGGGGUCUUGACCUCCGACUUGGUGAGGAAAAGCAUCUACGCCUACAUCACAAGCGAAUACGCGGCCCGUGUCGAGCUGUGGGCCACGUACGCGGCUGUGUCUCAGGAUGUUCUUGCCCGCUGGGCCCAUCCGCUCGUGCCCGACUCGAACUUGGCCGGCGGCUCCUACGAACAUGGCGUGGGCCACGUUUACAAAGAACAGCCUGUGGUGCUUGCACAGCUGUGCACAGUGGGCAGCAGCACAUGUGUCGGCGCAGGAACCAACGUCGGCGCAGGCUCCACGAUCCGUCGGUCCGUUGUUGGCCGCCGGUGCCGCGUGGGAUCCGACGUGAAAAUCUCGAACUCGUACAUUUGGGACGAUGCGGUGAUCGAGGACGGCGCCGAGGUCAGUGGUGCCGUGGUCGCAUCUGGCGCGACUGUGGGCCACGGCGCACGCCUCUUGCCUGGAUCCGUGGUGGACUUUGGCGAGACGGUCUCAGCCGGUGAAACUCGCAGCGCCGAGACCGGUGGAGCGCCGCCGGCGUUCUACUUACAGGGCAACGGUUCGGACGAGCUGAUUGCGCUGGUUUCGCGCAGAAGACGCCGCAGCUCGCGCAGACGCCGCAUGUCGUCGGCAUCGACAGACUUCUCAGACGACGAAGAUUUUGCCACAGAGGCGGUGGCCACAGUGGAGCGGGCCAUGGAACACAACCAUGACAUGGACACGGCGUUGUUGGAACUCAACACCUUGCGUAUGUCGAUGAAUGUGACGUACCACGAGGUCAGAGCUGCUACGGUCGAGGCUAUGGUGCGGCGCGUGGCUCAUUUCGAGUCGACUGCUACAUUGGGCGCUCGUGAUGCUGCGAGCAAGGUAUUUGGCGAGUGGGGUGGCUUGUUCCGGCGCCAGGUCUUCUCUGCGUCGGAGCAGGACGACUUGGCGGAGCUUUUGGAGACGGCCUGUGCUCCGUUGGCCAGCGGCGCCGUAGUGUUGUUUGUGGCGCUUCGGCAGUUGUACGAAUUGGACAUUGUGGAGGAGGAGAGCAUUUUGCGUUGGUGGACAGCGGCGGAACGUGACAGACCACAGUUUGCACAGGUACGGACCUUGGCAGGCCAGUUUGUGGAGUGGUUGCGUGAUGCCGAGGAGGAGAGUGACAGCGACUAA
Messenger RNA from Clavispora lusitaniae ATCC 42720, 1890 nucleotides. It is a transcript of the gene GCD6, whose product is annotated as translation initiation factor eIF2B catalytic subunit epsilon. Gene Ontology annotation, cellular component: eukaryotic translation initiation factor 2B complex. Gene Ontology annotation, molecular function: guanyl-nucleotide exchange factor activity; translation initiation factor activity; translation initiation factor binding. The record is from RefSeq and is a predicted model, not a curated record. Lineage: Eukaryota; Fungi; Ascomycota; Pichiomycetes; Serinales; Metschnikowiaceae. Gene Ontology annotation, biological process: biosynthetic process.